AAAACGUGCGGUAAAUGCGCCUCAACUCUGCUCCCCGCCGUAUAUAUAGCACCCUGCAUCGCUGCUCAACAUCCUCAUCGCCAUCAGCUCACGCUCACAGUCUCACACUCGCCCAGAGUCCAGAGACAAGCAGUAGGCCAGGGCAGCUAAUCGACCAAGGCUAGCACGUCGUGCCCGGCUCCGGCGGGAGGAGGAUCGAUGGCGUUCAUGCGGUACCGUGCGCUGCCGCAGGGGGAGGUGACGGCGGAGGAGUUCUGGGCGUGGCUGGGGCAGUUCGACGCGGACCACGACGGCCGGAUCAGCCGGGACGAGCUGCAGCGCGCGCUGCGGAGCCUCAACCUGUGGUUCGCGUCGUGGAAGGCGCGGGAAGGGGUGCAGGCCGCGGACGCCAACCGUGACGGCACCGUCGGCAAGGAGGAGGCCGGCCGGCUCUUCGCCUACGCGCAGAGGCAGCUCGGCGGCAAGAUCACGCAGCUCGGCUCCUACUGAUCAGGCUGCGCACGAGAUGAUUUGCUGAUGUGACUGUGAUGGUGGGACGUACUCAUAUCAGCUUCGGACACGCGGCUGUGGGGAGUAUGAGAUUUUUUCUUUUUCUUUUUUCGAAUGAUGUGGAGUAUGAGAUGGAUGUUCAUGUUUUCGGAGUUCUUGGGGUAACCUUUGAAGUGGUUUCCCAAGGGUUUCCUACUUUGUAUUUUCAGCACUGUGAACUCUGUGGAGAUUUGCAGAGUUGUUAGAGAUGAUGUAAUUUUCUCCAAGCUCUGUUGAUUAUUUUGCUUAUAUUUUGCCUGUUGAGUGUUGAAAAAUACGUCGGUGCAUUUCCUGUAUAAAAUAUAAAUAAACACAUCCUUUGCAAGAAUUUUUAUCAUUUUAUUCUAAUACUUGCAUAAUGUGACUCCAGACUGAAAUUAAGAAACCACGACAAACUGAAAUUAAGAAACCACGACAAUCUUUAGUUAACCGAGCACUCUUCAUUCAGAUCCAAGUCUUUAGUAUCAGAGCUAUUGACAACGUCUCUAACUCAUAGAGGACCAUUGAUAAUAUUCGACGGAGUAAACUGACU
Messenger RNA from Aegilops tauschii subsp. strangulata, 1060 nucleotides. RefSeq lists its product as uncharacterized. Lineage: Eukaryota; Viridiplantae; Streptophyta; Magnoliopsida; Poales; Poaceae. The record is from RefSeq and is a predicted model, not a curated record. Gene Ontology annotation, molecular function: calcium ion binding.